AUGGCUGAUUUUGGAAUCUUAAUCGUUGAGAAACUCAUUGAAGUGAUUGGGAGCGAGCUGAUCAAAGAGAUUUUGGUUCAACGACGCUACGUUUCAGAUCUCAAGGCUGCUGUUUAUGAUGCUGAUGAUUUGUUCGAUGAGUUCAUCACUCUGGCUAAACUCAAACAGAUUGAUGGCAACAAGCGUGGUAAGUUCUCCGAAAAGGUCCGUCGUUUCUUCUCUUCUAAUAAAAAUAAAUUCAGUCAGGCUAAGCAAAUGUCUCGUAGAGUUAAGGCAAAUAGGAAGCAAUUGGAUGCUAUUGCUGAUGAUUAUAAUAAAUUUGGGCUUAGUGAUACUGUUAACUAUACCCCUAUUUUUAGGAGGCGGGAGGAAACUUGUUCUUAUGUUGAUGUAAAGGAUAUUAUUGGGAGGGAUUCUGAUAAGAAGGAAAUCUUAUAUGUGCUGUUAGAUCCUAGUGCUAGUGAUGAAUUUUGUUUCUUGACUAUUGUGGGAGUGGGUGGAUUGGGAAAAACGGCUCUUGCUCAACUUGUAUUUCAAGAUGAGAGCAUUCAAAAGGGGUUUUUGUCAUUAUGGGUAUGUGUUUCAGAUCAAGAUGGGGGACAAUUUGAUGUGAUGACAAUACUUUGUAAAAUUUUAGAAUUACUUACUAAUGAGAAGCUAGAUAAUACAUCCUCGUUUGAGUUAGUGCAAAGGAAGUUUCAAGAGCAAAUUAGUGGAAAGAAGUACUUUUUAGUUCUUGAUGAUAUAUGGAAUGAGGAUUAUGCAAAUUGGAAGGAAUUGGAGAAAUUCUUGAGGAUGGGUCUAGUGGGAAGCAGGAUUGUGGUAACCACUCGUUCAGAGAAGACAGCUAGUUGCAUAGGAAGUAAGCAUGUCCAUAAGUUAAAAGGUUUGUCCGAGGAGGAUUCGUGGUCUUUAUUUGAGAUGACAGCAUUUGAGGGAGUAAAAGAUCAAGAGUUGGUUAAGAUAGGGGAGAAUAUUGUAAAAAAAUGCUACAACUUUCCCCUAUCUAUAAAAGUUUUUAGGUAGUCUUUUACAUGGUCAAGAAAAGAGUAAGUGGGA
Molecule: messenger RNA, 1059 nt
Organism: Amaranthus tricolor (Joseph's coat)
Lineage: Eukaryota; Viridiplantae; Streptophyta; Magnoliopsida; Caryophyllales; Amaranthaceae
Product: putative disease resistance protein RGA3
Exons: 2
Coding region: 1-1026 (341 amino acids)
Biological process (GO): defense response to other organism
Molecular function (GO): ADP binding
Source: RefSeq, a predicted model, not a curated record